AUGACGUCCCGCAGCAGCACUGCUGGCGAGACUCCGGACUCGGAGGUCGGCGGCGGCGGCGCACACAGCAGCAUCAACGAAAGUCGCUCGCAUAGCCGUCAGCGCGAUCACGACCAGGACAACGACCACGAUCACGACGACGACCAAGACCACCCCAACCAGCCCGCUCGCAAGCGCCAGCGCGUGCGUCUCAGCUGCCUCGAGUGCCGCCGCCGGAAGCUGUCGUGCGACCGCGGCUUCCCCUGCGAGCGAUGCAUCAAGAGUGGCACCCCCGACCGGUGCAGCUACGAGUCGCGCAACGGCGAGGUCGUCAACGCCUCGUCCGGUAUCCCCCCGCCCUUUGCACAGCUCGACGCCCGUCGUCUGGGCAUCGGCGACUCGCUGUCGCCCCGGGAUUCCGACGUCAUCCGUCAGGACCACGACCGCAUCCGUCGGCUCGAACACGAGAUCUCGCAGCUCAAGAAUAUCAUACAACGCGGCGGCGCUGGCUCCUCGUCGCUCGACGGGAGCACCCUCGCCGGUACGGGCAGCUCGCCCGGCACGCAAAAGGAGGAUGGCGCCGCCGGGCACGUGCCCGACGGUCUGCCCCGGCCCGAGGUGCAGGAGUGCAUCGAGGCCACCAACCAGAUGUCCGGGGAGAAUGGCGAGCUGCGAUUCUUCCGCGGCAAGGGCUUCCGCACGCGGUACUUUGGUCCGCACAACGCCAGCAUGGCCUUUGUCGAGCUGACCGGCCUGUGCCCCUUCAUGCGCGAGACGGCCGACGAGUGGCUCCGGCCCGUCAUCGUGCACGACCGCAAGGACCGCACCCUUCGCCGCGAGGAGCGCGAGAGGAUGUACGAGCAGCCGGAUCCGGAGCUCGAGGCCCUGCUCCCGCCCCGCGAGGACGUCGACGCCCUCGUGUCGGUGUACCUGAACCAGUUUGAGCAGGUGCACCGCAUCGUGCACAUCCCCACCUUCCGCAAGGAGUACGCGCGGUACUGGGAGCCAGGGUCCGGCCAUAGGCACGCUGCCUUCACGGCCCUGGUCAUGGGCAUGAUGGCCGUGGCCAGCUGCGUGCGCACGCACGAGACCCUGCGCUUCAUCGGCAUGAUGUCCAACGCGCGAUACUGGGCCGAGAAGUGGAUCUGGGCCAUCGACAGCUGGCAGUCGCGGCAGAGCAUGAAGCACCGCCGGCUCAUCCACUACCAGGUGGCCUGCCUGCUCUACCUGAGCAAGCGCGUCAACACGAUCAAGAAGAAGCGCUUCUGGACGGGAUCGGGCGCGCUGAUCCAGGACGGCAUCGCCGUCGGCCUGCACCGUGAGCCCAGCCACAUGGGCGGCAAGAUCGACGUGUACAACCAGGAGAUGAGACGGCGCAUCUGGGCGACGGUCCAGGAGUUCGACAUGCAGGCCUCGUUCGACCACGGGCUGCCCACCCUGCUGAGCCAGCUGCACUACGACACGAAUCCGCCGCGCAACCUCGACGACGAGGACUUUGACGACGCGACGACGGUGCUGCCGCCGUCCAAGCCCACGAGCGAGUACACCUUCUCGUCGUUCCAGCACCUGUCGCGGCAGUCACUGCCGCUGCGCCUCGAGCUCAGCCGUCUGCUGACGGGGCCAACGUCGGAGAUCGACUACGAUCAAGUGAUCCGGUACACCAACGACCUGACGCAGGAGAUCGACGCCCUGCCCUCGUGGGACAUGAACGUCUCCGGCAACGGCGGCGACGAGGACGGGCAGGACGGCAACGGUUGCGGCAGCGGCAGCCCCAAGUCGUGGAGGUGCAGGAAGAACCCGCUGACGGCCUACACGCUCCUCCACGUGCAGCUGCGGCAGUACAUCAUCCCGCUCCACCAGCCGUACCUGAAGCUCCGCAAGCAGAACUCCAAGUACCAGUACUCGGAGAUCAUCUACUACAACGCGGCGCGCGACAUCGUGCUCCUGCACGACAAGCUGUACGAGCAGGGGAUCCGCGCCCUCAACUUCCUGCGGGAGGACGCCCUGACGACGGCCAUCAACCUCUGCAGCGUCACCAUGCUCCAGCCCCGCGGAUCCACCAACAUGAUCAUGAUCAACUCCCCCCACACCGUCAAGCUCAUCGAGAAGUGCCUCGCCAUGAAGGAGGACCGCCUCCUGCGCUGCGGCAACAACGAGCCCUGGGGCUACUCCAUCAUGUGCGCCGCCCUGGGCCUCCUCGAGGCUCACCUGGGCACCAAGACCACCGAGGCCGCCAAGUCGACCUCGGCCGAGCGCUUCGUCAACCUGCACUACAAGCUCCUGGGUAACCAGGAACCCGUCCCGCCUGCCGACCACGUCCCCCUCCAACCGCAACUGCUGGGACCGCUGCAGAAGCACCAGCAGGAGCAGGUGCAGCAGGCUCAGAAUCAUCAUCCCCAGGCUCCUUCUACGCCUGUCGGUGCCAUGGGUCCUCCGGCCAUGAGCAUAGCUAGUACUACACCCGGGCUGCCGUCGGAUGCCAUGUCGGACAGAACAAAGUCCGUCCUACCGCUCUCAUUCACACCAGGCAUCGGUACUUCGUCGCUCGACCCGUCCACAGUCCCCUGGAUGCUACCAAAUGACCAGACUCAGCCUUUCAACCUCGAUCCUAGCCUCGAACUGCUCGGUCUCAAUCUAAACGAGAUCUGGGGUGAGUCUUGGGAACUUGGUUAG
Messenger RNA from Geosmithia morbida, 2652 nucleotides. RefSeq names its product Fungal specific transcription factor domain. The coding region runs from base 1 to 2652 and encodes 883 amino acids. Gene Ontology annotation, cellular component: nucleus. Gene Ontology annotation, biological process: regulation of transcription by RNA polymerase II; DNA-templated transcription. Gene Ontology annotation, molecular function: DNA-binding transcription activator activity, RNA polymerase II-specific; zinc ion binding; RNA polymerase II cis-regulatory region sequence-specific DNA binding. The record is from RefSeq and is a predicted model, not a curated record. The transcript is spliced from 2 exons. NCBI's taxonomy places the organism in Eukaryota, Fungi, Ascomycota, Sordariomycetes, Hypocreales, Bionectriaceae.